Messenger RNA from Tarenaya hassleriana, 588 nucleotides. Its product is annotated as toll/interleukin-1 receptor-like protein. The transcript is spliced from 2 exons. Gene Ontology annotation, biological process: signal transduction. The record is from RefSeq and is a predicted model, not a curated record. Bases 1 to 588 code for a protein of 195 amino acids. NCBI's taxonomy places the organism in Eukaryota, Viridiplantae, Streptophyta, Magnoliopsida, Brassicales, Cleomaceae.
AUGAAAUCUAGGGUUUUCGACUUCUUGAAGCAAUCAAGAACCGCGAACCGAAACAACCACUUGCUCAACCAUAUCGAAACCAAACCCAAAGAUUUGUUCGAUGUUUUUAUCAACCAUAGAGGGACCGACACGAAGAGAAACAUAGCCUGUUUGCUCUACGACAACCUCUCGAGGAGAAACCUAAGGCCAUUCUUGGACAACAAGAGCCUCAAACCCGGAGACAAGCUCUUCGAUCACAUCGAUCGGGCUAUCGUCUCUUCCAAGGUGUCCGUUGCCAUUUUCUCCCCGAAUUACGGCCAAUCUUAUUCCUGCCUUCACGAACUUGCCUUGAUGAUGGAGUCAAAGAAGAGGGUUAUCCCCAUCUUCUACGACAUCAAACCGUCUCAACUUGACAUUUUGAUCGAUAGAGAUAGAUGUUCCGAGGAGGUUAUCGAGAGAUUCAGAUGGGCGCUCGAUGAGGCAAGACAUACCAUCGGACUUACGUUUGAUUCCAUGAAGGGGAACUUGUCAGAGAUCGUGACAGUUGCUUCUGAUAUUGUCGUGGAGAGGUUGAUGGAGCUUGAGGUUGAAGAGGACAAUAAUAUGUAG